This is a messenger RNA of Macrosteles quadrilineatus (aster leafhopper), 3869 nucleotides long. RefSeq names its product serine/threonine-protein kinase polo (gene polo). Gene Ontology annotation, molecular function: ATP binding; protein serine/threonine kinase activity; protein binding. The transcript has 11 exons. Gene Ontology annotation, cellular component: nucleus; spindle pole; cytoplasm. NCBI's taxonomy places the organism in Eukaryota, Metazoa, Arthropoda, Insecta, Hemiptera, Cicadellidae. Gene Ontology annotation, biological process: protein phosphorylation; mitotic cell cycle; regulation of cytokinesis. The record is from RefSeq and is a predicted model, not a curated record. Bases 251 to 2080 code for a protein of 609 amino acids.
CACACCAGACACCUGCUUCAGCAAUCCCUCCAAUUUUAGUUCUUUUGUUCAACCUAAGUUACCCUUGAUUAUAACUUGUUAAACCUUUUACUUUGUGAAGUCUAAUGUAGUUUCUAUUAAUCAUACAUAAAAUACACAUUUUUAUCGGAAAAUCCGCCUUAGUUUUGAAAUUUCCUUUCCAUACAAAUUAAGAUUACAAAAGUGCCUGGUUCAUUCCUGUUUUCAACGUUAGUUUUCAUCUCUAAGAAACAUGUCGUCUAAUCAAGAGGACACACCGAUUCCAGAUAUUAUUAUAGACAAGAAUGCUAAGAAAAGGUACAUUAAAGGACGAUUUUUCGGAAAGGGAGGAUUCGCUAAAUGCUAUGAAAUUACUGAAGAAGGUAAUGCGUCACACAAGUCAUUUGCUGGAAAAAUUGUUUCUAAAAAAUUACUGGCAAAAAACAACCAAAAGGAAAAGAUGGUCCAAGAAAUUGAGAUUCACAAGAGUUUGAAGCAUAGGAACGUUGUUGGCUUCCACAGUUUUUUUGAUGAUGAAAAUUUUGUUUACAUUGUUCUGGAGCUGUGUAGAAAAAGAUCAAUGAUGGAACUGCACAGACGGAGAAAGACCUUGACGGAGCCUGAGGUGCGAUACUUCAUGAAACAGAUCCUGGAAGGUGUCUUGUACCUUCACAAUCGGGGAAUCAUCCACAGGGAUCUGAAACUAGGAAAUCUCUUUAUCAAUGAUGAUGUAGAAGUGAAGAUUGGGGACUUUGGUUUGGCAGCAAAAAUUGAGUACUCAGGGCAACGUAAGAAAACUCUCUGCGGAACUCCCAACUACAUUGCUCCAGAAAUUCUCAACAAGAAGGGACACAGCUUCGAGGUUGAUGUUUGGUCGAUUGGAUGUAUCAUGUACACACUGUUGGUGGGCAAGCCGCCGUUUGAGACUUCAACACUGAAGGAGACGUACUCUCGUAUCAAACGGUGUGAGUACCGACUGCCCAGUAACAUCGCCAAACGUCCUGCUGGUGCUCUCAUCAACGCAAUGCUCCAGUCGGAACCCGAUAAGCGUCCUACCAUUAAACAGAUUCUUGCUAGCGAGUUUAUGGUUGAAGGUUUCUUACCCGAGCAGCUGCCAGCGUCAUGUCUCACUAUGGCACCUAGAAAUGACACGUUAUUCAAGAACAUCGACAGUCCAAGCCGUAGACCUCUCAAAGAAUUUAAUAAUGAGCAUAGUCCGGUGCCGAAGGUGAAUGCAUGGACGGCCAACACUGUCAAGCUGCCAGGAGUGACACUGACAGCAGUGAGUGGACUGGUGCCCAAAAGCCGGCCGGGAGUCAGACAGAGUCUACCGGCCGCGGGCAGUGUGCCCAUCAUGCCCAACAAGACUACAGAGGAGUGCUCCGCUCAUCUGCGCUCUCUGGCCCAACAACUGCAGACUCUAUUGUCCGCACACCGACCCUCCGAGGCUAAGAGGCAACCUGUGUCACUCUCCAACCUUGAGGAGUUGACCGACCCAGCGGCUCAGCCGUUCGUCUGGAUCAGCAAGUGGGUGGACUAUAGUGACAAGUAUGGCUUCGGCUAUCAGUUGUGUGACGAUGGUGUCGGGGUCAUGUUCAAUGAUCAGACUCGCAUCGUACUGUUGCCCAAUCAGACGGACGUUCACUACAUUGAGCGCACUGGUGAAGAGUUUUACUACACGAUGAACGCGACUCCUCCGGAGAUAGAGAAGAAGAUGAAGCUGUUGUCGUACUUCCGACGUUACAUGACGGACCAUCUAAUCAAGGCUGGGGCGUCGCACGCGAGACAAGAGUGUGACAGACUGACUAGGGUUCCCUACAUGCAGUGCUGGAAACGGUCCAGCAGUGCAGUAACCAUGCAGCUCACCAACGGAACAAUACAGGUCAACUUCAUGGACCACACAAAGGUGAUCGUGUGUCCACUCAUGUCCGCCGUGACUAUCAUAGACGACAAGAAAAACUUCCGCACAUUCCGGCUAAGCACGCUAGAAGCGUACAUUUCUCAGCCACAGUUCCAACGAGUCGCUGAGUGUCUUCAUUACGUGUACAAGAAGAUUCCAGAACUGAUGUCCCCUCAAAACUGAUUGGAGGGCUUUGCUCACUUUUCUCUUCCAAAGCCUUUCAAGGUUCAAACCUGUCUGUAGAAUGAGACGUAGCUCGCCAUUUUGAGUAUAUAUUAAUAUUUAUAUUGUAAUAGAGAUUAUUUUUUUAAUGUUCAGUAUUCUAUGUUUUAUCGUAUUGUCUAAGUUGGAGUUUUAUAUUAUAUAAAAUAUUUAUUAAUGAAUUCAUUUAAAAGGUGUACUGUUCUUAAAAAUCCUACUCUACUAUGUAUUUUAUCAGAAAGUUUAAAAUUCUCCGUAUUUAAAAGCAGAUUUUUAUAAAUUUGUUCAAAUGUGAUUUUUAAAUUUCAGUGAACUUAAUUUUUGUUGACAGUUCACAUAUUGUCAUCAAACAACAGAACAAACUUAAUCUACAAAGUUUCUGCUACGUUCUUAAAACCUUCACUAAUAAACACAAACUAAGUAGGCUAGUUAAAAUUUGUAUAUAUUUAAUUAAUAUUGAUCUAUUAUUUGACAAUGAAUACUGGCAAUUAUUCUUAGUAAGAUUUUGUAUAGCCUAGUUUUAAUAAAAUUACUUGUAUUCCUCUUUGUUGUUGUGUUAGUAAAAUUUACUUAUUGACUAUUUGAAUUAGAGUGUCCUAAAACCAGUCUGUUUCUCGUUUUUCUUCAACACUGUGAUUAUUACUGCUAUUUUAACUAUAAGUUUAGAAUGUUUGGAACCGAUGCAAUAACUACAUUCUAAAGUAGGGUACAUUUGUUUUUGUCUGGAUAGUAGUUCAAUACUAGUUAAAAUUAUUGUGUUCAUCUAAUGAAAUUAAUUUAAAUGAAAUACCUUUAGUGCCAUUUACCUUAAAAAAACUAUAAAUACACUGCAUCAAAGUUUGAAAUAAGGUUUGAAUACGUAUUAGAAUGUUACUAACAUAUUGUAUGUAUAGUUGUCGGGAAACGUAAAAUUAUUUUGUAGUGGACUUUUUACUGUUCAGGGAAUGAAGUCUUCAUUCUAUAAGUUCAAGACAAAGAUCUCUAGGCCUCUUGAGGGCUGUUAACUUAUUUACCAUGGGUAAAUGCUUUUAAAGUUACAUGAUGAAACGACAAACUUAAGCCUGUACACUUACACCUGGUACAGCAUUGGUACACCUGGUACAGCUGUCAGCAACCUUUGCCCAAACUCCAAGUGACUCUUAAUUCAUUUGAUGAAUCCAGUGUCUGUUGCUAAAAAAUCUAUGUCCUCCAUAUUGUUAACCCUUUUUAUUGUGUGUCAAUAAUGUUUUAUUUGUAAUUGUGUUGUGUAUUGUUUUUGUGCUUUCAACUAUCUUGAACACUUUCCUUAUGUAAGUUAGUUUUGUAUCUAUUUCUUCUUCCUUAAUGAUAUAUCAAUAUUUGUAUUUUGGAACCAAAAUUUAAAAUGGUAAAGUACGGUACUUUUACUGUACAUAUCACAACUUUAAAAAUGAGUGUAUUUUGUUUGAAGGAUGGAUGUGACAACUAUAAAAUAAGUUUUAAGUCCUUAAAUCUGUACACCCAUUCAAAGAUCUGGUUAGUAAAUUCGGUCUAAAACAUAGAUAAGUCAACUUACAAAGAGUGUUUCAGACUGGGUUUCAAAUAUUUUUUAAAUCCAGACAUUAAGGUAACGUAAGAACUACAGAUUGUUUUUCGUCUUCUUCCAUCCAAUACGUGCCUGCCUGGUCAAAGUCAAAGUUGUUUCAUAUUUGAUGCCUUUUAGCUAUAAGAUUGCACAAUAACACAAUGUGUUCAGAUUCUGUUAUAAAACUCGUUAUUGAGUUGUUGAACUAAAUAAAUAUUAGUUUAUUGA